Aspergillus candidus is the source of this 928-nucleotide messenger RNA. Its product is annotated as ESCRT-II subunit protein SNF8. The record is from RefSeq and is a predicted model, not a curated record. Lineage: Eukaryota; Fungi; Ascomycota; Eurotiomycetes; Eurotiales; Aspergillaceae. The transcript has 2 exons. The coding region runs from base 49 to 837 and encodes 262 amino acids. Gene Ontology annotation, biological process: protein transport to vacuole involved in ubiquitin-dependent protein catabolic process via the multivesicular body sorting pathway. Gene Ontology annotation, cellular component: ESCRT II complex.
UCUCGACACGCAUCUGAUAAACGUCCCCAUAAUCCAACAAUACGGAAGAUGUCCUCCCGCCGCGGCGUCGGCCUCGGUGCCUUCGCCAACCGCACCCAAACCAGCCAGUCCUACGCCAACCACGGCGCCAACCUCCGCUCAACACACCUCUCCUCCCUCCAAACGCAGCUCUCCGUCUUCCAAUCUCUCCUCCACACCUUCGCACUCGAGCACAGCUCCACCAUCAAAUCCAACCCGACCUUCCGCGCCGAGUUCGCGCGCAUGUGCAACACAAUCGGGGUCGACCCGCUGGCGGCCAGCAACGUCAAGGGCAAGACCGCGCGCAAGGGUCUCGGCGAGAGCGCCAGCUUCUGGACGCAGAUUAUGGGCGGCGACAUGAAUGAUUUUUACUUCGAGGUUGCGGUGCGGGUUGUGGAGUUGUGUUUGAGCACGAGGAGUGAGAAUGGGGGGUUGAUUGGGGUGGAGGAGUGUCGGAAGAGGGUGGGGAAGGGGAGGGCGAUUGGGAGUGGGUUGGAGGUUACUGACGACGACGUCCUCCGCGCCGUCAAAUCCCUCGAACCCCUCGGCUCCGGCUUCACCAUCAUAACCGUAGGAAACAAGCAAUACAUCCGGUCGAUCCCCAAAGAGCUCAACACCGACCAGGCGACCGUUCUCGAGGCGAUCCAAGUCCUCGGCUACGUGAGCAUCUCUAUGCUGCAGCUGAACCUGAAGUGGGAGAAGGCGCGCGCGCAGACUGUCAUCGAUGAUCUGUUGGCGGAUGGACUCGUCUGGCUUGAUGCGCAAGGCGGAGAGAAUGAGUAUUGGUCGCCGCAGAAUCUUUUGGGGGAUAUGGGGUGAGUCUCUGUCGGUUUGAGGACUUAGAUGUCUGUCUGGUCUCGACCCGGUCUGUAUUUUGGGUUGUGGGGUUUUUUCCUGCCUGCUAUAUAUA